UCACAUCAGAGCAAGGGAGUGAAUCAAAUUUAUAAACAGAAUAAGCAAUUUUACGUAUGAAGUAUUAUUCCAGCGUGCUGGCUCUUAGCUGUUUGGAUCUAUCUCCUGUGCAAGGUCCACACACCAAAACCAAAGAGAUGACGGUAAAUCCCGGUGGACGGAGGCUGAGGCAGUGGCUGAUUGAGCAAAUUCACAGUAACCUUUACCCCGGUCUCCUGUGGGAGGACGAGGAGCGGACCAUGUUCAGAAUCCCCUGGAAACACGCGGGGAAGCAGGACUACAACCAAGAGAUCGAUGCCUCCAUUUUCAAAGCCUGGGCAGUGUUCAAGGGAAAGUUUAAAGAAGGGGACAAGGCAGAGCCAGCCACAUGGAAGACCAGGCUGCGUUGUGCUUUGAACAAGAGUCCUGACUUUGAAGAAGUGACAGACCGGUCCCAACUGGACAUUUCAGAACCGUACAAGGUCUACAGGAUUGUCCCAGAGGAGGAGCAAAAGACAGGCAAAAGCACAGCCAUGAGUGUCAGUGAUGUCACAGACAUGGAAUGCAGCUCUGCAGAGCUGGAAGAACUCAUAAAAAAGUCUUCCAGUGAGGAUUACCGGCCCAAUAUUAAGAGCUGCCAUUCCCCGCCCCAGGAGCCCAGCAGAUCCCAGCCCACUCCGGAGUGGUGGUCCCCGAGCGGUCUGAACCCCAUGCUUUUGAAUCCAGAUCCUACACCGCCUGGCAGUUUUAAUUCAGCCUUCUCGCAGAUGAUGAUCACGUUCUUCUACGGCGGCAAGAUGAUGGGCAGCACCAUGACCACUCACGGGGAGGGCUGCCGCAUCUCGCCCUUCCAGCCGCCCGUGAUGAACGAGAUGCUCUACGGCGGCGACAGCCUCCAGAGCAUCCGCUUCCCGCCCGUGGAGAUGAUCGAGCACGAGAGGCAGCGCCACGUCACCCGGAAGCUCUUCGGCCACCUGGAGCGCGGGGUCCUGGUGCGCGCCAACCGCGAGGGCGUCUUCAUCAAGCGCCUGUGCCAGAGCCGCGUCUUCUGGAGCGGACUGUGCGCCCAGUACAGCCCCGGGCCCAGCAAGCUGGAGCGGGACGCCGUCGUCAAGAUCUUCGACACCGGCAGGUUCCUGCAAGCUCUGCAGCUCUAUCAGGAGGGCCAGUAUUCAGCCCCCGACCCCACCAUCACUCUGUGUUUCGGGGAGGAAUUCCAAGACAUCAACACUGCCAAGAACAAGCUAAUAAUCGUCCAGAUCACACCAGUGAACUGCCAGCAGCUGCUGGACGCGGUCAACACCGUGCGCUCCCAGUACAGCAGCGCCAACCUGCAGAUCUCUGACGAGAUGCCGAGCGAUCAGCUGGCUCGGAUCUCCCAGGACCUCUGCAGCUACAACGCUCCACAGCGCUGCUUCCGUGAGAACAUCCCCAUCACCGUCUGACCUGCCGGGCACGGCGAGAUGCGCUUCGGUUCUGUCCGCGACCCGGGUUCCGUCCGCGACCCGGGUUCCGUAUGAAAGUAUGCAGGACUGUGAGCUAUAGACCUACUGUAUUUAAAACGGGCUGGGAAGCCUGAUUUAGAUGCCUGAAGUUGAAUUAAUUAAUUUCCUUCCUGUUCAAGAUUCAAGAUAAUUGAACUUGUGUAAUCAGUAUGACACAGAUAGGUUUUACUAUCUAUGAGUGCUUGUGAUUAAAUAUAAAUAUAUGGUAUUUUUUUAUUGAAAAUGUGAAUUCAAGGGCUAAUCCUUUCAAUCCUGUAUAUUUUCUUAAAAAUGUGUUUGAUUAACAUGCUUAUAAACUGAUUUUUAAAAACGAA
Molecule: messenger RNA, 1798 nt
Organism: Conger conger (European conger)
Lineage: Eukaryota; Metazoa; Chordata; Actinopteri; Anguilliformes; Congridae
Gene: irf8
Product: interferon regulatory factor 8
Exons: 9
Coding region: 57-1424 (455 amino acids)
Biological process (GO): immune system process; regulation of transcription by RNA polymerase II
Cellular component (GO): nucleus
Molecular function (GO): RNA polymerase II cis-regulatory region sequence-specific DNA binding; protein binding; DNA-binding transcription factor activity, RNA polymerase II-specific
Source: RefSeq, a predicted model, not a curated record